Messenger RNA from Sabethes cyaneus, 3686 nucleotides. RefSeq names its product valine--tRNA ligase (gene ValRS). Gene Ontology annotation, biological process: valyl-tRNA aminoacylation. The transcript is spliced from 4 exons. Gene Ontology annotation, cellular component: cytosol. Bases 295 to 3423 code for a protein of 1042 amino acids. Gene Ontology annotation, molecular function: aminoacyl-tRNA deacylase activity; valine-tRNA ligase activity; ATP binding. The record is from RefSeq and is a predicted model, not a curated record. NCBI's taxonomy places the organism in Eukaryota, Metazoa, Arthropoda, Insecta, Diptera, Culicidae.
GUUCGCGGGUUUAGUCGGAGUUUUAUUUUUACGAACAAAUGGCAACGCUGCUGCCAAACCAUUCAUUUCUGCCUCACCAUGCGCUGCAUGCCGUCUUAUAAAAAUAUACAGUGAUUUGGAAGGAACAACAUUUUCAUCAGCAGAAGUUGAACAAGCAGUCGUAUUCUUUUCCGUUUUAAGAGCAAAUUUCCCACGGUAGCAAUAAUUGGUGCAUAAUCAGCAAAGAAGUCCAUUCUUUGUAGUGUAAGACAUUUUUGUUCGUUCCUAAAUUCCAUACUAAGUGGCAAGAAAAAAAUGUCCAAUCCUAUCGUGAACGGUGCCGACGAAGCUCCGGUGAAAACCGAGAAGCAGCUCAAAAAGGAAGCGGAAAAAGCUGCCAAGUUGGCAAAAUUGCAAGAAAAGCUGAACAAGAAGCAAGCCCAGGAACAGCAGGCCGCGGCCAAACCGAAAGCGGAGAAAAAGGUGAAGGAAAGCAAAGAGGCUAUCGUCUACACUGGCAACAGUAAGGAGGGUGAGAAAAAGGACUUAUCGGGACCGUUUCCCGAUGCGUACAGUCCGCAGUACGUCGAGGCCGCCUGGUAUAGCUGGUGGGAGAAGGAAGGUUUCUUCAAGCCGGAAUAUGGGCGAAAAUCGAACGACGACCGUGGCCGCUUCGUGAUGGUAAUUCCACCGCCCAACGUAACCGGUUCGUUGCAUCUGGGUCACGCGCUGACGAACGCCAUCGAGGACGCGAUAACGCGCUGGCAUCGGAUGAAGGGACGGGCGGCUUUGUGGGUGCCGGGAACGGAUCACGCCGGCAUUGCCACCCAGGUCGUGGUGGAGAAGAAGCUGUGGCGCGAGCAGAAACUGACCCGUCACGAUCUGGGUCGGGAGAAGUUUAUCGAGAAGAUUUGGCAGUGGCGUAACGAGAAGGGCGACCGCAUCUAUCAUCAGCUGCGGAUGCUUGGUUCGUCCUACGAUUGGGAUCGGGCUUGCUUUACGAUGGAUCCCAAGCUGUGCAAGGCGGUAACGGAGGCUUUCGUGCGGAUGCAUGAGCAGGGGUUGAUUUAUCGGAGCAGUCGGUUGGUUAAUUGGUCCUGUACGCUGCGGUCGGCUAUUUCUGAUAUUGAGGUGGAUAAGGUGGAGAUUCCGGGCCGUACUAUGCUGUCGAUUCCGGGAUACAAUGAGAAGGUUGAGUUCGGUGUGUUGGUGUCGUUUGCUUAUAAGGUAGAGGGUAGUGAGGAGGAAAUUAUUGUGGCGACCACGCGCGUUGAAACCAUGCUCGGGGAUACGGCCGUUGCCGUGCAUCCGAAUGACGAGCGGUACAAGCAUUUGCAUGGUAAGUUUGUGCAACAUCCGUUCUGCAGCCGAAGGCUGCCAAUCGUCUGCGACGAGUUUGUUGAGAUGGGAUUCGCAACGGGUGCGGUAAAGAUUACUCCCUCGCACGAUCCGAACGAUUAUGAAGUUGGUAAACGACAUAAUCUUCCGUUUAUUAAUAUUUUUACUGACGAUGGUUUUGUUACGGGUGAUUACGGUGAGUUUACCGGAAUGAAACGAUUCGAUGCUAGAAAAGCUGUUUUGGCGGCUCUGCAAGCUAAGGGAUUGUAUAAGGAAACGGUCGAUAAUCCCAUGGUGGUUCCGAUUUGUUCCCGUUCGAAGGAUAUUGUUGAGCCGUUGAUUAAACCUCAGUGGUACGUGAAGUGUGACGAUAUGGCUAAGAAUGCGACGGAGGCCGUACGAUCGGGUGAACUGAAAAUCGUUCCCGAAGUGCACACUAAAACUUGGUAUCACUGGAUGGAGGGCAUCAGAGAUUGGUGCGUUUCUCGGCAGCUUUGGUGGGGACACCGUAUCCCUGCGUACCAGGUGUCGUUUAAAGAUUCCAGCAAGAAGCCAAGCGAUCUUGGUGAGGAAAGCUUGUGGUUUGUUGGUCGCAGCGAAGAAGAAGCUCUGGAUAAGGCUGCGCAGCAGUUGAAGGUAGAUAAGGACGUUUUGGUUUUGAAACAAGACGAAGAUGUGCUGGAUACUUGGUUCAGUUCGGGACUGUUUCCGUUCUCCGUUUUUGGAUGGCCUGACAAUACGGACGAUCUGAAGUUGUACUAUCCGACGUCGCUUCUUGAAACCGGGCAUGAUAUCCUCUUUUUCUGGGUAGCUCGAAUGGUAUUUUUCGGGCAGACUUUGCUGGACAAGCUGCCCUUCAAGGAGAUCUUCCUGCAUCCGAUGGUGCGUGAUGCGCACGGUCGGAAGAUGUCCAAAUCUCUGGGUAAUGUUAUUGAUCCAAUUGAUGUCAUUACGGGCAUUUCGUUGGAGGGUCUACACAAGCAGCUGUACGAUUCCAAUUUGGAUCCACGUGAAAUCGAUCGCGCUAAGGCGGGUCAGAAGCAGGACUACCCGAACGGUAUUCCCGAGUGUGGAACGGACGCAAUGCGGUUUGCACUGUGUGCCUACAUGACCCAAGCCAGGGAUAUUAAUUUGGACAUUCUGCGCGUGCAGGGAUAUCGGUUUUUCUGCAACAAACUGUGGAACGCGACUAAGUUUGCGCUGAUGUACUUCACUGGAGAUGAAAAGUACGAUGUCAUCCAGGAAUUGACCGGUUCAGAGACCGCCAUCGAUCGCUGGAUUUUGUCACGGCUGUCCAAUUGCAUCGACGUAUCAAACAAGGGCUUCGAAAAGUAUGAAUUUGCUCAUGCCACAAAUGCAUGCUACAAUUUCUGGCUGUACGAUUUGUGUGACAUUUACCUGGAGUGUCUCAAACCGGUCUUCCAAUCCGGUACGGAUCAGGCCAAGAGUACCGCGAGAAAAGUGCUCUACACGUGCUUAAAUCUAGGCUUGAAACUACUGUCUCCUUUCAUGCCGUUCAUCACGGAGGAACUUUACCAACGGUUACCACGGGCUGAUAUCGACGAAGUUGCCAGCAUCUGUGUAGCACCCUAUCCGGAGCUGGCCACAUGCAAUUGGCAGGAUGAGUCGUUGGAAAAGGACUUUGAGUUUGUGCAGCGCACGGCUAAGGUUAUUCGAUCGGCUCGCAGUGACUACAAUCUACCCAAUAAAACCAAGACGGAAGCGUAUGUAAUUUGCAGCGAAGAAGCAGUCAAGGCCACUCUGGAACAAUUCGCGGCUGAUCUGGCAACGAUGAGCUACUCCCAAAUUAAUUUGGAUAGCGGCGAACCUCCGGCAGGUUGUGCUAUUUUGACAGUUUCUGGAUCUUGCGUUGUACAUCUGCUGCUAAAGGGACUGAUUGAGGUCGACAAGGAAAUCGUGAAGCUUGAUAAGAAGCGUGAAACCUUGACGGCUACCGUUGAGAAGCUGGAGCAGGCCAAAGCAGCUCCGGAUUAUUGCACCAAGGUUCCCGAGGAUGUGAGAAACAACAACCAGGAGAAACUAGACCAAACGAAGGUCGAAAUCGAACGUAUCAUUGCGGCAAUGGAAACACUAAAAACUAUGUAAUCGCAACUAUUACCAACCAGAAUGAAACAUUUCUCAAUUUGAGCAUUUUAUUUGUAUUACCAUCCGUUGCUGGCAGUGCGCAAAACAGGAAAUUUAUUUAUCGUAAGCUGUGAAGUAGUUAAUUUAUUGCCACUAUUAGAGAACGGAAGUGCUACAGUUACACACGGAUAUGACUAUUAAAUAACGAUUAGAAUAUACGCAAAACAAGCAAAUGCAAGCAAGAUUUGAGCGUAAAGCCUAACACAUAAGGUUUCAUUACUUUU